This is a messenger RNA of Chanos chanos (milkfish), 2974 nucleotides long. RefSeq names its product teashirt homolog 1-like. The record is from RefSeq and is a predicted model, not a curated record. Bases 16 to 2961 code for a protein of 981 amino acids. Gene Ontology annotation, molecular function: DNA-binding transcription factor activity, RNA polymerase II-specific; DNA binding. Gene Ontology annotation, cellular component: nucleus. The transcript is spliced from 2 exons. Gene Ontology annotation, biological process: regulation of transcription by RNA polymerase II. NCBI's taxonomy places the organism in Eukaryota, Metazoa, Chordata, Actinopteri, Gonorynchiformes, Chanidae.
GACAGCCUAGCACAGAUGAAAGCCGUCUAUGCAAAUCUCAUCUCCGAUGCUUCCUGGUCUAGCAGCAGUUCAAAUGGCAACACUACAACUACAAUUAGCAACAGUGGUGGGAACAACAGCAGUAGUGGUUCCAGCAAUGGGGCAGGGAUAGCCUAUGACUGGCACCAAGCAGCCUUGGCCAAAACACUCCAACAAACCCCAUACCACCUAUUGCCAGAACCCAGCCUUUUCAGCACUGUCCAACUCUACAGGCAAAACAAUAAGCUCUAUGGCUCUGUUUUUACAGGUGCCAGCAAGUUCCGUUGUAAGGACUGUAGCGCAGCUUAUGACACGCUGGUGGGACUCACUGUACACAUGAACGAAACAGGCCACUAUCGUGAUGACAACAAAGACAAAGAGGAGGACCAAGGUAAGCGCUGGUCGAAACCUCGCAAACGCUCCCUCAUGGAGAUGGAGGGUAAGGAGGACGCGCAGAAAGUGCUGAAAUGCAUGUACUGUGGCCACUCAUUUGAAUCUCUUCAGGACCUCAGUGUCCACAUGAUCAAGACCAAGCAUUACCAGAAAGUGCCUCUCAAAGAACCGGUGCCAGCCCUGGCCACCAAGCUCGUGCCCUCAGCCAAAAAACGAGUACUUCAGGACCCCUUGAUUUCUCCUUGUUCACCAGAGUCUAUCAAAGUCAGUGGAAGCAAUGCUUCCUCUGGAGAAGCUGGAAAAGACCCCAAGGCAACUGCAAACCCCUAUGUUACACCUAACAACCGCUACGGAUAUCAAAAUGGUGCAAGCUACACUUGGCAAUUUGAGGCUCGUAAGGCUCAGAUCCUGAAAUGCAUGGAGUGUGGGAGCUCCCAUGAUACACUGCAGCAGCUAACUGCCCAUAUGAUGGUCACAGGCCACUUCCUCAAGGUUACAAAUUCAGCCUCAAAGAAAGGCAAGCAUCUAGUCUUUGAUCCAGUGGUUGAAGAGAAAAUCCAGUCCAUUCCCCUACCGCCCACUACCACCAGGCUUCCUGUUCCCAGCAUCAAAUCUCAGCCCGUGUCACCGGCACUCUCCACUAGUUCAGAGGAUAAAAGAGAGACGGAAGAAAAGAAAAUGGAUAUGCAUGAACUGGAGGAGAAAAAAAUCAAAGAAGAGAAGGAGGAGCCAGGAGAGAAGACAGAGUUGGAUGCCACAUCAUAUAAGUACCUCAGAGAAGAGGAUCUGGAGGAGACGCCGAAAGAGGGCUUGGAUAUCUUGAAAUCACUGGAGAAUACUGUAUCCAGCGCUAUAAGCAAAGCUCAGACUGGUACACCCACAUGGGGUGGCUAUCCUAGCAUCCAUGCAGCUUACCAGCUCCAAGGCUCUGUGAAGUCCUCUCUGCUGCCUGCCUCAGUUCAGAGUGUCCCAGUGCAGCCUGCAUUCAACAGUGGGAUUCGAGCUCUUGUGUCUGAUCCAGGGUCAGUGAUCCACUCUCCACAAAGCCCCUCAUCACCUCCUAGUCUAAGGAGCAAUGUCUCUGCUAUGGAGGAACUGGUGGAGAAAGUCACUGGAAAAGCUACUGUAAAAAGGGAGAAAGAAGAACGUCUAGUCAGUACAGAGCGUUCGAGGCCUGCAUCUUCUGCCAAAUCACCCUCACCAGUUUUGAAGGAGCGAAAAGACACUGUCUCUCCAAUCAUGACAACAGGGAGCAGCAGCCCAAGAAAGACAGAAGUAGACUCUGCAUGUAAAAAGGAGCCUAAAGAAAGCCCAGUGGAAAAUCUCAACCAUACAAAAAAUGGCCCAGAGGUAUGCAAAUCACCAUUGCCUAAUGGCAACAGUUUGGGGAUCAUCACCGAUCAUUCACCGGAGCGGCCUUUCAUCAACCCCCUUACUGCACUUCAAUCAAUCAUGAACUCCCACCUCAGCAAGGUUUCUAAGCCAGUUAAUUCUCCCUCUGACCCACUGUCCAUGCUAUACAAGUUCAGCAACAGCAUGAUCGACAAGCCAGCCUACAACUCUGCCCAGGCAAAGCAAACUGAGCCUAUUAACAGAUACUACUAUGAAAAUAAUGACCAGCCAAUUGAUCUUAGGAAAACCAAAAGCAACAGCAGCAGUAACAGUGAAAGCGGUGGUAACGGCACUUCUCACACAGUUGUCAACAGCAACAUUAACGGAAAUAGGCCUCUUCACCCUGGUCUGUCACUUUCAGACUCUGUAACAUCUCCUUUGAGAGAGAAUGCGCUGAUGGACAUCUCAGACAUGGUGAAGAACCUUACAGGACGACUCACCCCCAAAUCAUCCACUCCCUCAUCCAUUUCCGAGAAAUCGGAUGCAGAUGGCAGCACGUUUGAAGACGCCUUGGAGGACCUGUCACCUGUACAGAAGAGGAAAGGCCGGCAGUCCAACUGGAACCCUCAGCAUCUCCUUAUCCUUCAGGCUCAGUUUGCCUCUAGCCUUCGGGAGACUCCAGAGGGUCGUUAUGCCAUGACAGACCUGGGCCCUCAAGAGAGGGUUCACAUCUGCAAGUUCACAGGCCUCUCCAUGACCACCAUAUCUCACUGGCUGGCCAAUGUAAAGUACCAGCUGAGGAGAACCGGUGGGACAAAGUUCCUGAAGAACAUGGACUCUUCUCAGCCUGUGUUCCUCUGUGGGGACUGUGCCUCACAGUUCAGGACUCCUUCCUCUUACAUCAGCCACCUUGAAUCACAUCUGGGCUUCAGUCUGAAGGACCUGUCCAAGCUGUCUGUGGAGCACCUACGGGAGCAGCAGGCUGCAUCCAAAGUGAUCACAGACAAAAUGGCAUAUGGCAGUCCCCUGGCAUCUAUGACAUCACUCGAUGAUGACACUGGGUCUGGCUCGGUAUACCAGUGCAGGCUUUGCAAUCGGACAUUCGUCAGCAAGCAUGCAGUCAAGCUGCACCUGAGUAAGACACACGGGAAAUCACCAGAAGAUCACCUGGUGUUUGUCACAGCGCUGGAGAAGCUUGAGAAACAAGAGAAACCAUAGACAAAGGGGCUGC